Molecule: messenger RNA, 465 nt
Organism: Naumovozyma castellii
Lineage: Eukaryota; Fungi; Ascomycota; Saccharomycetes; Saccharomycetales; Saccharomycetaceae
Gene: CDC31
Product: centrin
Exons: 1
Coding region: 1-465 (154 amino acids)
Source: RefSeq, a predicted model, not a curated record
AUGAAUAGCAAUCACAACAAUGAUGAACUACUGGAAGAGCAGCGCCAAGAGAUAUACGAAGCCUUUUCGUUAUUUGACAUGAAUAAUGAUGGGAAAUUAGAUUACCAUGAAUUGAAGGUAGCAUUUAGGGCCCUUGGGUUUGACUUACCUAAGGAACGUGUGCUUGAUAUUCUCGAUCAAUACGAUGAUGAUAAUAAGAGACUAAUUAAAUACGAAGAUUUCUUCCGAGUUGCUGGACAGAUGAUUCUCGAGAGGGAUCCAUUGGAUGAAAUUAGAAGAGCGUUCAAACUGUUUGAUGAUGAUAACACAGGGAAGAUCUCAUUGAAAAACCUUAGAAGAGUGGCUAAGGAAUUGGGGGAAAACCUAACGGAGGAAGAGUUAGAAGCCAUGAUCGAAGAAUUUGAUUUAGAUGGGGAUCACGAAAUCAAUGAAGACGAAUUUAUUGCUAUGUGCACCGAUAGUUGA